AUGAGUAUGAUGAUUAUGAAGGCUCAACUAUAAUUAAAGAACAUCAAGAAGAUUUAGCUAAAAUGAAUCUGAAAGUAAUUAAAAACCCAAAAUUAGCUGAAGAAGGCCUAAAAGUAGUUAAAAAUCAUCAAGAAGUGAAAUCAAAAAUCUCUUGA
Molecule: messenger RNA, 155 nt
Organism: Dentiscutata erythropus
Lineage: Eukaryota; Fungi; Glomeromycota; Glomeromycetes; Diversisporales; Gigasporaceae
Source: the annotation of a GenBank genome assembly